UCACGAAAAAAGUGAGAUACAACCUUUAAAAGUUCAAAAUGCAUCUUGACAAUUAUCCUCUGGCCCUCCAAAAUUUUGUUUCAAGUUUCGCCAUUGUGUACAUAGUUCUUCUACUUUAAUGAAUCAUGGAAAAAAUGAGAUACAACCUUUAAAAAUUCAGAAAACAUCUUGACAAUUAUCCUCUAUAUGGUCCAAAAUUUUGUUUCAAGCUCUGCCAUUAAUCAUAUGUAUAUAUUUAUUCUGUACGUGAGUAUAUAGCUUUAUUCUCCCUAUAUUAUUUGCAGACUCGUCUACACUAUUUGUAAAAUUGGUCUUAAAUUUCAUUCAUUCUUGCACGGAAAAGGCAUUCCAGAAAUAAAAUAACCAUGCAUGCAUCCUAUAUAAGGAGGGUAACAAUGUAGAAUGCCGUACAAGAAAAAAAUCUUAUGAAAUUAUUCUUAUAAUUGCAUUCUUCAAUUUUAGAGGUCUCAAAUUUGUUUGCAGAAUUAAUUAUGGUAACGCUGAGUACUUCGUCUACAUUAUGUUCUUUUAUUGGUAUCAUGUUACCACAACAAAUAAAUUUUGGCUACCGAAGAAAGUUUGAAGUGAAACAUGCUCGUUGUGGUGGCUUUCAAAUUAAGGCAAGUGUUAAAACCCCAAACAAGGAUGAUAAUUCUUUGAGAGUUACCACAUCUUCUAUUCUGGAUGAUUUUGUGUUCCGUCAAAAUUUCACUAUUAAAUCGUAUGAAGUUGGUGCUAAUGAAAAGGCAUCUAUUGAGACUUUGAUGAACUAUUUUCAGGACUCUGCAAUUAAUCACUUUAAGACAUGUGGAAUUCAUCGCGGUGGCUUUGGUUCCACAAAAGAAAUGAUUAAAAGGAACUUAAUAUGGGUAUUUACUCAUAUGCGAAUAGAGAUUUAUCGUUAUCCUGUCUGCGAUGAAGUUGUUCAAGUGGAAGCUUGGAUGUCCGUAGCUGGAAAAAAUGCUGUGCGUUGGAAUUGGCUUUUGCGAGAUUCCAAAACAUAUCAAGUCUUAAGUAAAGCCUCCAGUGGUUGUGUCAUGAUGAACAAACUGACAAGAAAACUAUCAAAAAUACCAGAAGAAGCCAGAAAGGAGUUUGAGUUCUAUUUUGUAAAUUCUUCUCUGAUGAUUCUAGAAGAUGAUAUCAAAAACAUACCCAAACUCAAUGUCACUGCAGCAGAUUACAUUUGUACCGGUUUAAAACCAAGAUGGAAUGAUCUAGAUAUAAAUCUUCAUGUCAGCAAUGUGAAGUACAUUGGUUGGGUUCUGGAGAGUGUUCCGGAAUCAAUAUUGAUGAAUCAUGAGUUGUGUGGCAUGAGUUUGGAAUACAAGAGGGAGUGUGGUAGAGAUAGUAAGCUUCACUCUCUAACUGCAAUUUGUGGCGCCAAUAACAACAAUGUUGAGUUUUAUCAUUUGCUUCAACUUGAAGAUCGUGGUCUUGAGAUUUUAAGGGGAAGGACUAAGUGGAGACCAAAACUUUGACAUUGCAUAUAUUUGAAAAUUUUCUGAGAUACGUAGCAAAAUAAUUACCAAAACAUACAUUAUCCCUGGAUUAAUGUAUAUUUAAUUUCAGUCAUUGUAAAUUUCAAUAUUUCGUAAGCUUGUUUUUUACAUAAAUUAUUUGGACUCAUUUAUC
Molecule: messenger RNA, 1635 nt
Organism: Arachis ipaensis
Lineage: Eukaryota; Viridiplantae; Streptophyta; Magnoliopsida; Fabales; Fabaceae
Source: RefSeq, a predicted model, not a curated record